AUGGCUGCAGCAGCUGCUUCUCGUACCCCAGGCGACCAAGCCCUGUUCCCCACGCUACCCAGCGAGCUUAUUUGCAACAUCCUAGAGCUGCUCGACCCGCCCGACCUCGCCAAAUUCGCCCUGACCUGCCGCUGGGGCUAUGAUCAGGCUAUACCGCAGCUAUGGAAGGACCUCGAGUUGAAGGACUGCUGGACGCUGCAUCCUAGGAACACGCGGUUACAGCUCGCCAGUCUGAGAUGUGAGACCGAAGACUCGGACGAACACGAUGAUACCCCGAUAGUAAAGAAGCUGCUGGUCAUCGCCCAGGUUAACCUGCGCAGGAACCCCUUUGUUGCAUCAAAGGUCCAGACGGUCCUGCACCGCUGCCAUUUGCCCACGCCUAAUAUCUUCACCGAACUACCGCAUAUAUCCUUCGAGGCGCCAGCGUUGUCCCGAGACGUGCGUACCCAGAAACUGCUACGAAUGGCCAUAUGGAACAUGACCAACGUACAUACCUUACGCAUUAUAUUUGGCCAUUACCACCUGACCUAUGGUCUGCUUUAUGGCUUCCUCCACCCGCAGCGCCCGCGCGAGGUCCCGCUUAGGAAACUCUGGCUCGAAAGCUGCUCGCUCGCGUGCCCGGUACCUGGCCCUGCUGGCAUGAUCUUUCCCGACUUGUCGGGCCUCGAGUCCAUAAGACUAAGAAGGCUGUCGUACCUCGACCAUACUUUCACUCCAAUGAGGUCGGCACUUGCACGCGGCAAAGCUGAGAUACCCGGCCUUCAGACGACCUCGCAACAGCUUUAUAAUGGCAUUGGAGGCGAGUAUAAGACAACCCUUACAGAAGGUUGGUUUUACGAGAAACCGAUAUGGCAGGAACUGGUCGAUUCCGAAGAUGCAUGCCGGUUCGAUGAUAUAAUUUACGAUAGUAUCCCUGGGGCGGAAAGAGCUAUAUACAAGGUCUCACAUGAAGACAGUCCCCCCAUGCCCCCUUCCGAGAAAGCUCUGCCGUCGUUUUUCCUGAGCAUUCUGCUCCGUAAUUCGUCGUUUACACUUGCAUCGCUCAACCUGGAUUGGCUUCUUACGUGGACCGGCCGAACUGAGGCUAUGGCUCCGGAAAUCUACCAGAUACUGCGCUUUCUGAGCGUCUCCCGCUUCCCUAACCUCCGAGCUUUCCAGCUGCGCAAUGCUGCCACCACCGAAUAUACCAAGGUCCCCGAAGACGUCUACUUGCUUGAUGAGGCUGAAUCGGAGGGUUCAGAUGACGAGCGUCGUCCCGUCAAGUUUUUGAGCUUCAUGGAAGCUCAUCCGAACCUUCAGUGCCUUGCCUGGCCCAUGUGUCGAUUUUUCAGUCAUAGCAAGCCGCAUCCCGACGUUGCUGCGAGGGCCGACCGCGUAGUUGCGAACCUCUCCCGUACGUUGACAGAGCUACGAGUCGACUCGCAGUUCUCUCGGCACGUCGAGAAGAGGACGGACGAGUCCUCUCACGGCGAGGCGCUGAACUUGCGCACCCGGCGCCGCCGCUUCAUCAGCGAGUUCGCGGCGCGCAUGACCAGGCUCGAAAUCAUCAAGAUGGAGGGCGGAAUCCCGCUGGACGAGAAGCGCGAGACGGUGCGCGCGCUGCACCGAUGCCAGCUCAAGAAGGUCGUCAUGAUCGGCGUCUCGUGCCCCAUCGGCAACACCUGGGGCAACCAGAACGACUUCCACACGUGGCCGCUGUGGAUGCAGCAGGGCUGGACGCUGGAGAAUGAGGACCUCGCCGCGCUGACAAGCACGUCCAAGUCGGCGCUCACGCCUCCCGGCCCGGACUUUGUCUUCACGCCGCAGUACGGCUGGCCGGCCUCGUCGGUCAUGACGCACACGCUGGCGUCGCUGCACGCGCCCAGCAUCACGGAGCUCAAGUUCUGCGGCUACAACGGCGCGCCGAUAAUUUUCGCGCCGACGGGGCUGGCCGACGCGCUGCUCCGCCCGCUGCGCCAUUUCGAUAACCUAAAGGAGCUCGUCCUCAGCAUGUGGAUGCUGACGUUCUUUGACGGCUCCGACCGCGACCAGGAACCGUCGUCGACUGCGCUGGCGCUGCUGGACCUCCCCGACCCGGAUUUGCCGGAGGAAACGAACACGGAUGCUGACGGCUUCUACUCCUCGUCUUCCUCGUCCGCGGCCUCUGACGACGGGGCCGCGCCUGUGCAAACGCAAACGCAAACGCAAACGCAAGCGCACGCGCCCCUCCUCCACAACCACCAGCACCAUCACCACCACCAGCACAACCAACACAACGCACCCCCACCCCCCGCCCACCUCAUAAGCAUAACAGGCGACCCACUCAACGGCCCGGAGCCCGUCCUCGCACUCGCGCCACUAUCCUGGCCUCAACGCCUAGAAGCGCAUUUCCGGCCCCAGGCGCUCGCGGCCCAGGUGGUGCGGCAGGUGGGGCCGCAUUUGUCGGAGGUGGCGAAAGGAAGGGUAGGCGGCGUUAGGGUUCGCGCGAGUUUUUGCCUUAAUGGCGAUAUUUUUGAUUUGGAUGUUAGGGUUGGGAAGGAGGUGGUGGGACCUUGCGAGGAGGGGGAACGGGAGAGGUGGUGGGGGAAGUUGAGGGGGAGGCGGUGGUUUUAGUGCGCUGCUUUUCUUUGGUUUUUGGUUUGGUUCGUUUGGGAUGGGGUAGGUGGGGUGGAGUUAGGUGGGAGUUGCGGCGUAUAUAGAGUGGUGUGUGAAGGGGCGUGAUGUUUUGAUACCUAGGUAAGGUACCUGCCUAUCUACUACGUACAGCUGCGGGUUGCACGCUUGGCUAGGCUGGGGGAUAGCUAUAUAGUACAGUUUAAACAAAAUAAAUAAAACAAAACAAAACAAAUAAAC
This is a messenger RNA of Aplosporella prunicola CBS 121167, 2832 nucleotides long. RefSeq lists its product as uncharacterized. The transcript has 6 exons. Lineage: Eukaryota; Fungi; Ascomycota; Dothideomycetes; Botryosphaeriales; Aplosporellaceae. Bases 1 to 2592 code for a protein of 863 amino acids. The record is from RefSeq and is a predicted model, not a curated record. Gene Ontology annotation, molecular function: protein binding.